UUUCGUCAAAAUGAUUUUGUGUAGAUCAAAAAUUACGUGUUACACCUUAACAAAAGUUCUUGGGCGUCGGUUCUCGACACCAAUCUGUCUACCACCGCCCGCUGAACCCAUUGUUACUAUUUUGGAUUCGUUAAGUACCGUUGGUAGUAACCUUGCUUUCCUAUUAAAGCAGCAUCCGCUUGUUAAAGAGCUAAGAGUAUAUGAUGAACAAGAAAACACCUUAGGACUGGCCGAAGAUCUGAACUCCAUUGAUACACGUACUUGCAUACGUUCAUUUAGUUGUCGAGCAAUGAAAGACGCUAUAAAGGGAGCACACAUCGUUAUAUCUACUGGUGACUGUCAAUGUAAAUCUGGACAAACCCAAAAAGAACUGUUUGCCAAAAAUAUUGACAAUGUUAGAAAUGCUGCCAUUUUCCUGUCUGAAUUUAACCCAGCAGCUAUAUUUUGUAUAGCGAAACCACCAGUUGAAGCUUUAGUCCCAAUGGUGACAGAAGAAUAUAAAAAAACUGAAACGUAUGAUCCGCGAAAAAUUAUUGGAGUAACGACACCUUUUUCAGUAAUUGCCAGUACUAUGAUAGCUGAGCAUUUAAAAGUAGAUCCGGGAUGUCUGUACUGUCCCAUAAUUGGUGGAAUGAGUCCAGUGUCUACAGUACCUGUCAUAUCGCAAGCAAGACCUAAAUUGGAGUAUAAUUCCAAAGUGUAUGCACAAUUACAAGAAGAAAUAGCAAACGCUGAGGAAACUUUAUUAACUAAGGGCAGUCCCAUGUGUUACUCUAAUGCCCUAGCGAUUACCAGAUUUAUAAAUUUACUUCUUAAGGCGUUCAGAGGUGAACGAAACUGUGUAGAGUGUGCUUACGUGGCCCAGACUGGCCACAUUGGAGAUUUGCUGCCUUAUAUGACUUCUAUCGUUCAAUUAGGACCUCAAGGCGUGUCUUCCACACAUAUGCCAAGAACCAACGAAUUAGAAAUUGCUCGUCUGAAGGCUGCGGUUCCCCACAUAUUAGAAAAUAUUCUGUUAGGGCAAACCUUUUUACAUGGAGACUUUGACCUACCAUUCAAACCCAGAAAAGUUUGUGACGAAGUUCUUAAGCAAAAAGUACAAGAAUGUAAUCAGCGAGCAAAUAUGUAACAAAAUAAAGAGUAUUAUUA
Molecule: messenger RNA, 1149 nt
Organism: Zophobas morio
Lineage: Eukaryota; Metazoa; Arthropoda; Insecta; Coleoptera; Tenebrionidae
Product: malate dehydrogenase, mitochondrial-like
Exons: 5
Coding region: 11-1129 (372 amino acids)
Biological process (GO): tricarboxylic acid cycle
Cellular component (GO): mitochondrion; cytoplasm
Molecular function (GO): L-malate dehydrogenase (NAD+) activity
Source: RefSeq, a predicted model, not a curated record